AUGAAAUCAUGGCCGUUGAUAUUUUCUCUUAUCCCCCAUAGCUUCAUCAUAAUCUACUCUUUCAGCAAAAUGAGCAAAUAAACAGAUCCUCUUUCUCCCAAUCAUCCUUUCUACAAUCUGGUUUUAAUGACGAUGUUGAAGUUUGAUUAAGUGUGCGUCUGAGUUGAAUUGAUUAGGAUUUAAUUGUUUUGGUAUUAGUGUGUUUUUGUCCCUAGGGUUUUGAAGAUUGGUUAGUGAAUUGUGAUGGAAAAUAAGGGUUUGGUAAAUGAGGAUUAUGAUAUGGGGGGUUUGAAUGGAUCAAAGGAUGGUUUGUUUCGAGAGGCGGAAGUUGGUUCUGGUGAUUUGAGGGAGGAAAUGAGUGUAGAUGGAGUGGUUGGGGGAACUGAAUUGGGUAAGUCUGGAGAAGCGGUUGAUGGACAGAAUUGCAGACAGGAAGAUGGGAAUGUUGAUGAGGGUGAUGGUAUGGUGGAUAUUGAUGAUUGUGGUGUUGAUAAGGAAGCGGAUAGAGAUGUGGUGAUGUUGUUGGCUGGUGGUGGGGUUAUGGAUAAUGGAAAAGAUGGUGUGCCCGGGGUGUCUGAUUCAGUUGAUGCAUCUGUAUCAGAGUAUGGAGAUGGGGGGAAUGGGGAUGGUAAUGUGAUUAUUGAGGUUUCGGGAACUGAUUUUACAUUUCCCGACAAUCAGAAAUCAGAUCAAUCUGUGAUUUCAGAGUCUUCCAGUGAGCAGGAACCACAGGUGCAUAGAGAGUUCGGGGAGCUAAAUGGUAGUGGUGAAAGGGAAGGUGCUCAUCGGCAGAUUUCUGGUUCCACGGAAGAAAGCAUUUGCGAAACUGAUAAGAUUUUGAAGAUAAAUGUAGUUCAUGGUACUUCCAGUGCUGAUCCUCAAGAUGACAAGAGUGAGGGUUUAAAUGAUGUUUUAGGUCGAUCUCAGUGUGACGAGAAAGCGGAAGAAAAGUUAGCUGAUGUGAGUACUGGAGAUGGUAUAGAAUUGGAUGAUGAAAGUGCUGUAGAACUGCCCAGUGUAGCACUUCCGAAGUGGCAAAAUGGUGUUUCAUUUUCCAAAGUUUUGAAUUCAAAUGGUUUUGAGGGAGGCGGACAUGAUCAUCAGUUGCAAGAGGCUGAUUCCUUGCUUGAUCAAAAUGAAAAAAGUUUAGAGCUAAACACAAAUACUGCUACAAUUACAAACACGCACCAAGAUGAUAACAAUGUGGAUCCGGAAGACAAUUCAGCUAGAUUACAUUCUGGUCAACAGGCAGAUAAAGAUGAAACACCAUGUAAUGAGCUGCAUAAUCUGGAAAUGGAAGUGAUAAGCGAUAGAUCCAGUGGCCUGGAAGAUAAAAUGAUUGCUGGAAUAGGUGCAGAUGACAAGGUUCCGGCGGAAGAGUUAGUGGUCAGUCUAAAUUUGAAGCAAAAUGAGGGAACUUCUGUGUUGGAUGAUAAUAUAUGUACUUCCGUGGAAGAAAGUUCAGAUGUAUUAGAGGUUGAUAUCACACCAACCACUGAAGUCUCGUUAAAGGAGGAUGAGAAAACUGAAGGUGCUGCUUCUCAUGUUGAGCAAAGUUUGAAUCGUUCUGUUACUUAUCAGACGAGUUUAAGUGCUGAAAAAUCAAAAUCUGUUGAUGGUGGAAUUGCAGGGGAAGCAUUAAACACUGAGCAGCGGAAGCAGACUAUUGGAGACACUAAAGUACCAGAGACCAGACCAGCGGCUACGCCUUCCCCUGCGGGUCUCGGCCGUGCUGCUCCAUUAUUAGAACCAUCUUCUAGAGUAGUUUCACAGACACGUGUAAAUGGAACAAGCUCUCAUAUGCACAACCAAGUUACUGAAGAAUCAGCAAAUGGAGAUGUCGAGGAAAAUGACGAGACAAGGGAAAAACUUCAAAUGAUUCGUGUCAAAUUUCUACGCCUUGCACAUAGACUGGGGCAGACUCCACAUAAUGUUGUAGUUGCUCAGGUAUUAUACAGAUUAGGAUUAGCGGAGCAGCUGCGAGGAGGAAAUGGGGGUCGUGGUGCCACAUUUAGCUUUGAUCGUGCGAGUGCAAUGGCAGAGCAGUUGGAAUCAACGGGGCAAGAACCAUUAGAUUUCUCGUGCACUAUCAUGGUUUUGGGAAAGACUGGGGUUGGUAAAAGCGCAACUAUCAAUUCCAUAUUCGAUCAGGUGAUGUUUAACACUGAUCCCUUUAAGUUGGGAACAAAGAAAGUUCAAGAUGUUGUUGGUACUGUGCAGGGAAUUAAGGUACGGGUCAUUGAUACUCCAGGGCUUUUGCCUUCUUGGUCAGAUCAACAUCGCAAUGAGAAAAUACUUGAGUCGGUCCGCCGGUUUAUAAAAAAAUCACCACCAGAUAUUGUUCUGUAUCUUGAUAGGUUGGACAUGCAGAGCAGGGAUUCUGGUGACAUGCCGUUAUUGCGUACAAUCACAGAUACAUUUGGUCCGUCAAUAUGGUUUAAUGCCAUUGUUGUUUUAACACAUGCUGCAUCAGCUCCUCCAGAGGGUCCAAACGGUGUUCCUACCGGUUAUGAUAUGUUUCUCACUCAGCGUUCUCAUGUUGUUCAGCAAGCAAUUCGUCAUGCUGCUGGGGAUAUGAGGCUCAUGAACCCUGUCUCCUUGGUAGAGAAUCAUUCUGCAUGCAGAACAAACAGAGCAGGCCAGAGAGUAUUGCCUAAUGGUCAGGUGUGGAAGCCUCAUUUGUUAUUGCUCUCCUUUGCAUCAAAAAUUUUGGCAGAGGCAAAUACACUUCUGAAGUUGCAGGAUGGUCCACCUGGAAAGUCUUUUCCUACUCGAGCUAGAGCUCCACCUUUGCCAUUUCUUUUGACAUCUCUUCUCCGAUCAAGACCACAAUUAAAGCUGCCGCAUGAGCAAUAUGAUGAUGAUGAUACUCUUGAUGAUGAUCUUGAUGAGUCAAUUAACUCAGAUGAUGAAUCGGAGUUUGAUAAAUUGCCUCCAUUUACAAAUCUUACUAGAGCCCAGCUGGCUGAACUUUCAAAGUCGCAAAGGAAGGCUUACUAUGAUGAACUAGAAUACAGGGAAAAACUUUUCAUGAAGAAACAAUUAAGAGAAGAGAAACAGAGGAGGAGAAUGAUGAAAAAAAUGGCAGCGGCGACUAAUGAUAUGCCUACUGAUUACAGUGAUGGAUUAGAAGAUUCUGGCGGUGAAACAUCUGUGCCAGUUCCCAUGGCUGAUUUGCCCUUGCCUGCUUCGUUUGAUUCUGAUAAUCCCACCCACCGGUAUCGUUCUCUUGAUUCUAUGAACCAGUGGUUUGUAAGGCCUGUUCAUGAUAGUCAUAGUUGGGACCAUGAUGUUGGAUAUGAAGGGGUAAAUAUGGAAAGGGCAUUUGCGAUCAGAAACAAGGUUCCUAUGUCUUUUUCCGGACAGGUAACAAAGGAUAAGAAGGAGGCUCAUUUUCAGAUGGAAGUAGCAGGUUCUGUUAAACACAGAGACGGGAAAUCAACUACCUUAGGCUUUGAUAUGCAGCAGAUUGGGAAGGACAUUGCUUGUACUCUACGCACUGAUACAAAAUUUAGUAAUUUCAAGCGUAAUAAGGCGACAGCUAGUCUUUCAGUGACUCAUAUGGGCGAUGGUGUAACUGCUGGAGUGAAAUUUGAGGACAAAUUAAUUGUCACCAAGCGAGCGGAAGUUGUCAUGUCUGGUGGUGCCAUUGCUGGAAGUGGUGAUAUUGCCUAUGGCGGUAGUAUGGAAGCCACUUUAAGAGAUAAGGAUUUUCCCCUUGGCCGAUUUUUAACAACUAUGAGCGUCUCCCUGAUGGAUUGGCAUGGAGAUCUAGCCACUGGGUGGAAUGCUCAAACACAGAUCCCAAUUGGACGGUCAACCAACUUGAUUGGUAGCGUAAAUUUCAAUAACAGGGGUCAGGGGCAAAUAAGUAUCCGGUUAAACAGUUCUGAGCACCUUCAGAUUGCCUUGGUUGCACUUGUUCCCCUUUUCAGAAAGUUACUUGGUUAUUCUCAGCAGUUGCAGUUUGAAUAUUGAUGGAUGAGAAAUAUUGGCAAAUGCGGCAGCAUGUGUUAAUAGAGAAUAACUACCAAAAUGACUAUCUCUUGGUUAUUCCUGUGAGUAUGAAUUUGCUGCAAAUUUCCUUUUGUAGGUCAAGCAUGUUUUACUUGAUACUCUAUGCAGUUUUUUCACUAGAGUAGAUGGGGUCAGUUUCCCCCCCUUAAGUCGAAUUUUUAUAUUGUUUCCUCUUGAUAAUUCCUAGUCAAAGUAUUAUGAUAGAUUGCAAGUAUUUGUGUUUGUGUACCAAAAGAUAGAAGUGAUUGUUUUAAUAGGCUACACGGCCGCUCAUAAUGUUUUUCUAAUAAUAAUUAAUCUUGCCACUGGGCAUCUUCGUUC
This is a messenger RNA of Daucus carota subsp. sativus, 4338 nucleotides long. RefSeq names its product translocase of chloroplast 120, chloroplastic. Bases 244 to 3978 code for a protein of 1244 amino acids. Gene Ontology annotation, cellular component: chloroplast outer membrane. Gene Ontology annotation, molecular function: GTPase activity; GTP binding. The record is from RefSeq and is a predicted model, not a curated record. Gene Ontology annotation, biological process: protein targeting to chloroplast. The transcript has 2 exons. Lineage: Eukaryota; Viridiplantae; Streptophyta; Magnoliopsida; Apiales; Apiaceae.